AUAAAAUUAAUUAAAAAAUAUAUUUAAUUAAAUAUCAGAAAAACUUAAUUUGUAAAUCAACAACUAAAAUAUCAUUUAAUAGAGAAAUACCGAAAAAUGGAAGAGUAUUUAGCAAAAAGAGAAAAGUUAUUAAAAGAAAUCAACGAUAGAAAAUUCAGCGGAUUAAGCUUUACUCCCCAAGAAGAAGCUGCAAAUGAAACAUUUAAAAAUAUGCUUCUCAAGGAAAAGCAAUAGUUGAAAGGCAACUUCUUCUAAAGAUACACUUUGUAAUAUAAGUAGUAGAUUGAAGAAAGCAAUUGUUUCAAAGUUAUUAGAUAGAUGCCUAAAGGAGCCACCCUCCACAUCCAUUUUGACACUGCAAAUGAUGUUGAAUGGUUCUUUUAGAAUCUUGCCUAUUUGCCUACAACAUUCUACAAUUAAUCAAACCUCAGAUUUAGAUACUUCAAAAACGAAAAAGUUGCAGAACCUGGAUAUGUUAUGCUUUCUAAGUUAAGGGAUUAGCACCCAGAUAAACAUUAAUUUGAAGCUGAUAUUAAGAAGAGACUUCAAAUUACAUAAGAAGAGGCUCAUGACUUGAAGGCUGACAUUUGGUAGAUUUUCGAAUAAAAGAUUCAAGCAAUGUGGUAGUUAAUUUUGCACAAGGACUACUUCAAACAAUACCUUUAUCGUGUAUUCUAAGUAUUUUUCAAUGAUGGAAUCUAUCGCAUUGAGGCAAGAGCUUUGCUACAUUCUAUUUUUGACGAUGAUCUCAAUCCUCUUCCUUUGGAUGAAGAAUACUAAGUGUAUCAAGAAGUUAUUAAUCGUGCCAAAAAAGAAAUUCACCCAUAAUUUUCUUAUGCCACAAUUAUUUAAGGAUUAAAGUAAUGGAAUAAAGAAACAAUUUAAAAAUAUCUUGAUGAAUCAAUUCUUGCCAAGACAAAAUACCCAGAUUUUUUCAUUGGAUUUGAUUUAGUACAACAAGAAGAUGCUAAUUAGCCUCUUGAGUUUUAUGCUCCCGUUCUUUUGAAAAAGUAAUAAUUAGAAUAAUCGAUGGGCAUAUCUCUUCCUUACAUAUUCCAUGGUGGACAAAGCUUAAACAACUUUAGCAAUACCAAUAUUAUUGAUAUGAUUUUAAUGGAUACAAAGAGAAUAGGACAUGGAUAUAACCUAACAAACCAUGCUUAUUUGAUGGAAUAUGUAAAGGAGAACAAAAUUUGUAUUGAAAUUAAUCCUAUGUCUUGUUAAAUUUUAAGAUAUAUUCAUGACUUACGUCUUCAUCCUGCAAAACUUUUCCUCAAUUACGGUAUUCCUAUUUGCAUCAACCCAGAUGAUCCAGGUUUCUUUGGAGUUUUAGGUGUUAGCUACGAUUUCUAUACUUUAGCUAUAGCUUAGGAAUUUGACUUAAAAGACCUUAAGCUGUGUUGUUAUUAUAGUAUUAAACACUCCUUAGCAAAUGAAGAAGAAAAAUAACAUCUAAUGCAAUUAUGGCUCAAUAAUUGGUAAGAAUUUAUAGCCAAAUUCACCUAAUAAUACCCCUCUGUUAUAAAGGAGUGA
This is a messenger RNA of Tetrahymena thermophila SB210, 1533 nucleotides long. RefSeq names its product adenosine/AMP deaminase. Gene Ontology annotation, biological process: inosine biosynthetic process; adenosine catabolic process. Lineage: Eukaryota; Ciliophora; Oligohymenophorea; Hymenostomatida; Tetrahymenidae. The record is from RefSeq and is a predicted model, not a curated record. The transcript is spliced from 4 exons. Gene Ontology annotation, molecular function: adenosine deaminase activity.